AUGAGCUAUCAUCCUGGCCAGGAUGGCAUCCCGAAUAUGGGUAUGCGGCAUGAGGGCGGCAGCAUGCUCGACUACGACGUGAGCAUGGACCUCGACUUGGACCUAAGCGGACCCGGCGACCACUCCUUCGGUGCCAUCACACCUCAACACGUGAGCAGCGGCAAUGUUGCCAGUGCUGUUGCUGGCGAUCAGCACCUCGGCGCGAGCAAUGGCGGAGGCGGCAGCACCUUUUCGAGUCAGACCCAGCAGCAGGAUACACAGAUGACGGGCGCUGGCGCUGGGCCACUCCCUUCAAGUUUUGGCAUGGCUGCGCCUAYUAACACGAGCACACUCACCGAAUUCACCAAGCGGCGCAACUGGUCGCAGCGCAUAAUUGAAGAACUCAAGGAUUUCCUCCAYAUUCUAACGCCGGACGGUCGAAUCCUAUAUGUCUCACCUUCCUGCAAGCAUAUAACAGGCCACGACCCGCACACUCUCAUUGGAAAAUUCAUUGGGGAGUACGUGCAUCCCGACGACAGCGGCAUUUUCAUGCGAGAAUUCAACGAAAGCAUCGCAAGCGGAAAUGGGUUGCGCUUCUUCUACCGCUUCAAGAAAGAUGACGGGACGUACAUGAUAUUCGAAUGUGAUGGCCAUCCGCAUAUAUCUCCCGAGCCUCCCAACUCGGCUUCAUACGGUCAAACACCUGCUAGCAAGUCGCAGGCCGCCGGUCUCUGCAGGGGCUUCUUUAUGAUGGCUCGGCCGUACCCAACAAGGAAUGCAGCUUUGCUCGAUUCUUUCUUGGAGCACAAGAUCGAGAAUGAGCGGUUGAUGAAACGAAUAGAAGAACUGAAGCGUGAAGAGGCGGAAGAAAACGCGGAGCAGGACAAGUUGUUUCGCGAACRAGGGACUUCUCAGGGCGUUGCUGCUACUGUCACGGCGUCCGAAUCUCAAAGAGCUUCGCAGGCAACAGGGGACGGAGCAUCUGAAAAUCCAGCCCCAACGCCCAACUACCAGGGCAUGCCUCCACCGGCCAAGCCGACCAUAUCCAACACGGCGCUGACCCGCCAAAAUCUCGACAGCGCAUUAUCAGCGCAAAGACCGGACAGUAUCGCCGACAAAAUGUCUCGGUACGAGGCAAGCAACGGGCAUCUUGAGAGUAUAGAGCUGCUGACUGGUCUGCGAUAUCGAGACGGCGAGCGUAGUCACGGCAUCAGUACAGGGGACACAUCGCCCGCACUUAUCCGCGGCGACGCGGGUAUUGCUAUCCUCCUAGACCGUGAUCGUGAGGGCUCGAAGAAGGAGAAGAAAAAGCUCAAGGUUGCGGACGAGUACGUCUGCGCGGACUGUGGAACACUAGACUCGCCAGAAUGGAGGAAAGGGCCUAAAGGUCCCAAAACCUUAUGCAAUGCGUGCGGUCUACGAUGGGCGAAGAAAGAAAAGAAGCGGUCAGGAGACGACGGGAAGACCGACUCUCCAAGUGGAGGUGGCAGCGGUAUGGCUUCGCAACAGCCAUUGCCGAUGGGUCUGACGUCCAGCGGCAAUCCGCCCGCGUUGCAAAUGCAUAAUAGUAACGAAAGCGGGGGCAGCUUAUAA
Messenger RNA from Ramularia collo-cygni, 1572 nucleotides. RefSeq names its product related to cutinase gene palindrome-binding protein. Gene Ontology annotation, biological process: regulation of DNA-templated transcription. The record is from RefSeq and is a predicted model, not a curated record. Gene Ontology annotation, molecular function: zinc ion binding; protein binding; sequence-specific DNA binding. Bases 1 to 1572 code for a protein of 523 amino acids. The transcript has 2 exons. NCBI's taxonomy places the organism in Eukaryota, Fungi, Ascomycota, Dothideomycetes, Mycosphaerellales, Mycosphaerellaceae.